UGUGCUGGAUGCUGCAGAAGUUGAGCAUUGGCCAGCGUGCGCUGCACGAUGCCGUAUCUGGCUCACACAGCUCAUUGGCAGUUCCUGGGCCUGGUGAUGGGGUUCCUGGCGUGGAUCCUCACCAUGGCCACAACCGGUCUCAACGAGUGGCGUCUGUGGGAUGUGGACAACGUGUCUGUGGUCACCUCGGGCGUGGCCUGGGUGGGUAUCUGGAGGGUGUGUUUCUACAGCCAUGCCUUUGCCACAGCUGAGGUUUGUCAGAGCAUCAGCAUCUGGGACCAGUUUGCUCCAGUGGAGAUCCACGUGGCCCAGGUGCUGAUGAUGCUCGCAGUCAUCUGCGGCCUUGUGGGGAACAUCAGUGCUGCAUACGCCAUGAGGAUGGUGUACUUUUCUGUGGGAGAGCGAGGCAACAUCAGGCGUGUGUUUGUGCUUUCAGGGACUCUGUAUCUGCUCACAGCCACGUGCUCGUUCGUGCCGCUCGUGUGGAACAUGAGCUCCGUACUGAACAACAGCACCAUCGACUUCCCUCCAAAGUUCUUUCUCCCAGCAGCUCCUGUCAAGCAAAAAGUGGGCUCGGCUAUCGGAGUCGGGCUCUUGGCCUCCACUGUGAUCGCUCUUAGUGGGUUGCUUUUCCUCUGUUACCGGUAUGUGAGGAGGCCUCUGAGCUCAAAGGACCUCAGCAGAGAUACCAGGGACCCUCUGGACGGGCUGAGCGCCAUCACCACACCGUCACAGCAACCUCAUGUGACAAGUGGGGAAAACUGUGCUCGCAAGGGCCGAGAUAAUCCCACAUUCAACUGUGAAGAGGCUUUAUGAUGCAAAGACAAACAUCAGGGACACUUGGUAUAAAUGUCUGG
Messenger RNA from Thalassophryne amazonica, 857 nucleotides. It is a transcript of the gene cldn34a, whose product is annotated as claudin 34a. Gene Ontology annotation, molecular function: structural molecule activity. The record is from RefSeq and is a predicted model, not a curated record. NCBI's taxonomy places the organism in Eukaryota, Metazoa, Chordata, Actinopteri, Batrachoidiformes, Batrachoididae. The transcript has a single exon. The coding region runs from base 49 to 816 and encodes 255 amino acids. Gene Ontology annotation, biological process: bicellular tight junction assembly; cell adhesion. Gene Ontology annotation, cellular component: bicellular tight junction; plasma membrane.